AUAUAAUUUGAUCUAGGUAUGAAUGCGCGGUGUUAUUAUUACCAAUUAGAUUUAUCACACUGAAAGAAAGUCUUUCAUCCCGUCUGCCAGGCUGCUAAGGUUACCAGCUUUUCAGCUGAACUGAACCCAUUAUCAGAUGAAGCAAAGACCGGGGGACAAUAAAAACAUGUGCUGUUUGCUGUUGCCUAUGGUUACAACAACUUAGAGCAAUCUUGUACCUCCGCCUAAGAGAAAACGGAACAAACACUCUCUUAUCAAUAGAUGUCCUCACUCACUGUUUCCUGAGGAAACUCUGAACACUGAGUGAGACGUGUUACAACAACGUUUCGGGCGGCUUUUCACGGGGUUUAUUGGGUGACUAUGGCAGCCCGUUCCAACUGUUUUUACUGUCGCGAGGAUCUCAGUGGAAAGAAGUUUGUGAGAAAAGACGAGAAACAAGUCUGCGUGCGAUGCUUUGACAAGUUCUGCGCCAACACCUGCGUGGAGUGUCGACGGCCAAUCAGCACCGACUCCAAGGAGCUUCACCAUAAGGGUCAGUACUGGCACUCGGAUUGUUUCCGAUGUGCCAAGUGCUAUAAGAAUCUGGCCAAGGAGUCUUUCACCUCCAAGGAUGAGAGGAUCCUGUGUGGGACGUGUGGCUCGCGUGAGGAUGCCCCUCGCUGCCAUGGCUGCUACAAACCCAUACUGGCAGGCACUGAGAAUGUGGAAUACAAAGGCAACUCAUGGCAUGAUGAGUGUUUCAUCUGUUAUCAGUGUCAAAAGCCAAUCGGCUCCAAAAGUUUCAUAGCAAAGAACAACAACAUCUACUGCAGCCUUUGCCAUGAGAAGAAAUUUGCCAAACAAUGCGCUUGCUGUCAGAAGCCCAUUACCACAGGAGGUGUGAAUUACCAGGACCAGCCGUGGCAUUCUGAGUGCUUUGUGUGCUCCUCCUGCCGAAAGCCCCUGGCUGGCACCAGCUUCACCUCUCACGAGGAAAAGGUCUACUGUGUGGAUUGCUACAAAAGCACUGUGGCCAAAAAAUGCAGCGGCUGCCAGAAUCCCAUUACAGGAUUUGGCAAAGCUGCGAACAUAGUGAACUAUGAGAGUGGCUCUUGGCAUGAUUACUGCUUUAACUGCAAGAAGUGCUCCCUUAACCUGGCAGAAAAGAGAUUCGUUGCUCAAAAUGGAGACAUAUACUGCUCUGACUGCUCCAAGAAACUCUAAAUGCCUGAUGACCGUGGAGACACAGAAGAGUGAGAUUACACACAAAAAUAUCAGCAUUCAUUUGAAUCUAUACAAAAAUCCUAGAUAAAUAUGUUGCGGUAUUGACAAAGGCUUCUGUUAUGUUGGUUCUGGCUUCUUCAUGAAGGGAGUUUGAUAUGUCCUGUGAGGAACGUUAGGUUUACCUAGAGAGUCUUUUGUGGGAAAAUGUAUCCUCUCUCUUUCCAAAGCCUAUUUGUCUCAGGAAAGUAUUAAGACAGGAUGAAAGAUGGAGGUGUGUAUUAAGAAGGUGAAGUCAUUUGAGAUGUAUUACUGGUAAAUUUUUGUUUAAUAUAAUGUUUCAAAAUGAAGCUUUGGGUUGAUCAUUUUUAAAACAUUAACAGCUUAUAAUCAUGGACUCUGACAUUUUAAAUGCAGUGUUUCUGUAUCUUUUAGAUUGCUUCCUUGGAAUUUGAAAUUACUAACUGUACAAUUUAUAAUUUUCAUAUAAAAGAUUUCAAUGUGUAUGUUUUUCUCCUUUACUAUAACAUAUUCUUCUUAACAUGACAAUUAUGUUAUUUUAGUUGCCUUUGUAUGAUCUGAAAAAAAUAAAUAAAAUAAAGGUGGGAGGCUUUCUUUUGCAUUCU
This is a messenger RNA of Carassius auratus (goldfish), 1826 nucleotides long. It is a transcript of the gene fhl1b, whose product is annotated as four and a half LIM domains 1b. Gene Ontology annotation, biological process: muscle organ development. Gene Ontology annotation, molecular function: transmembrane transporter binding. Lineage: Eukaryota; Metazoa; Chordata; Actinopteri; Cypriniformes; Cyprinidae. The record is from RefSeq and is a predicted model, not a curated record. The transcript has 6 exons. Bases 361 to 1203 code for a protein of 280 amino acids.